AAAAUGUACGGCUGAAAGACCUGUCUGCUCGUAUUGUAAACGUCUUGGAGAUCGAUGUCAUUAUCUACCAAGAGGCCGGCCUGGGUCUGACGGUGGAAGGCCGCGACGAAGAGCAGCCCGGAAACCUAUAUGGAAUACAUCGGCGCGUGCAGCAAUUAAUUCCAAUGACCUAAUAAGCUAUGCUAAUCAUGCAGUGGACUCCGAAAAUCAAAGAUGCGCAGAUCAACCCUCUCAGGCUAUAGACCUUUUGUCUAUGCAACAGACUUUUGAUAUAUUUUCUACCGCAAGACCCGAUCCGAGCUUGCCAGUCAUUAGUCAUUUUAUUGAUAUCUAUAAGAAGAAGAUCCACCUCCAACCCUUACCAGUAUUUGUCGAACCAGACCUUGCUGUAAAACUAAACACAGCACCUCGAUAUCUUCUCUGGAGCUUCAUGUCUCUCAUGUUGAACUUUUCUACUCACAAUUUUUUUAACGGCCAGGAAUCAACUGCAGCUGAGUUCUACUCACGCGAAGCUGAGCAGACUGUCAUGGAAGAGUCCUCCGAGGGGGUACCAGCGAUAGAACUAGUACAGGCUCUAUGCUUAAUAGCUUUGAAGCAUCUCAAGACCCAAAAGCUCAACCGUGCUUGGAUGACGACGGGGACUGCCUCAAGAAUAGAGGCCCUACGGCUUCUCUCCUACGAAUGUCUAUCUACACCCAGGGACCAUGCACAGACUCGAUCCUACUGGCUUGUACAUGCUCUCGAAUGCCUUUUUGUACCAAUUAAAACCACUACGUCUGAUUUUCAAGUUCCAGACUAUCCCGACUUGACUCUGAUACCACCUCUGCCUGACUCUUCUGGUACAGAAGAAGCUGCCCAGGAUACCGUACAUGUGACUGGCUCAUCUACCACUGAGAUCGAUAGAGUCGGCAUUAUCGCACACAGUUUGCGCAUCAUCGACAUAUGGGGAGAACUCACAUCCUAUUUGCACACUCUUCGACAGGGCAAAACUGAAAAGCCUUGGUCGCCUGACUCAAUACAUAUGAGAAUAAAUCUUGAGCUGAUCGACUUUGAAGCCAAGAGCCCUAAAAAGCUCUUUCUUUGCAAUGCAUACCUCUCUAGGCGAACCAGAGAUGAAGUUUCUCGAUAUCCCGAGUUUUGGAACCGCUUUAUGGUAGGCCAGCUGAUGUGGCACGCCACCCACGCCAUUCUCAACCACCCUUUUAUCCAUCUAUCUCUCCUGGCCUCUCAAGGUAGCAUCCCUCCAUCAUGCUUCUUCAUGCAACAAAGGAUUGAUAUGGCGAUUUAUCAUUCCAACUGGACAUUUCGACUACUCGAAAUGUUCGAUAACCUAAUGGACAUAGUUGAUCCGAUGAUUGCGAACGCAAUGGCCGGUACUGCGACGGUCUCCUGGUUGUUUCAAUUCUCCAAGGACCAGGAGAUCGCUCAAAAGGCGCAGAAUAACUUAAACAAAUGUGAAGAAUUCUUGUGCCAAGUAGCUCAGACCUGGCCGCACAUUUCACAGAAGAUUGAUGCUCUACGAAAGCUCCAGGCACUUGCUAGGGAGAACUACCGGCAAUGCUCAAGCCAAGGCACAACAAUCAGCUUUCAAUCUGCAUGGUUUUGGGACCUCCUUUCGCCCAGGCCUUCGUUCGGGGCGAAUGAGGCUCGUGCACCUGGCUUGAGAGGUGAGACCAAGUCCGAGAUUAGUCUCAAGAACCAUUUUGUUUUGCCUCUGCAUGAUGGUUUAGGCUCUGAGCCAGGCAAUCCCCUUGUUGGGUUGGCUGUAGAUCCGUUUUUGGUCAUGCCUGGAGAGCUGGAGCUGUUCAAUAUUGACUCAUUGUCCCAUGAUUUUUUCCAGAGCGGACUUUGGGACCCAAUCUGAUGAGGGCAGCAUUCAUUUUGGCCCAGUCUCACAUGGCCGAGAUUGGUGUGCCAAAGGCAGUGGGUACGGAGCUGCAGAGCUCAACUUUGGUUGGCUCAAUCGUGACUAUAAUAUGGGUACGGAGGCUGACUUAGACUUAUUCGGUUAGCUCGCGACGUAUACAGGAACAUGCGGCGGGUACGGAGUCGCUGGGUAUUCCCUAACUGGACGUGCUAAAGUGAGAUUGAGGGCUUCAGCCUCCGAAAUCUUCGUUCUGGAGAGAUAUAAAAUCAUUUCGUAUGGUAG
This is a messenger RNA of Fusarium odoratissimum NRRL 54006, 2149 nucleotides long. RefSeq lists its product as uncharacterized. The record is from RefSeq and is a predicted model, not a curated record. Bases 254 to 1864 code for a protein of 536 amino acids. The transcript is spliced from 5 exons. NCBI's taxonomy places the organism in Eukaryota, Fungi, Ascomycota, Sordariomycetes, Hypocreales, Nectriaceae. Gene Ontology annotation, cellular component: nucleus.